UUAUUUUUAACUUAUUUGAUUAUAACAGAAUGUUUGAGAGCGGUAAACUUCAUAUAACUAAGCGAACAGGUUAACCACAUAUUACAGCUCGCCUGUACUCCAACAAAUCCAAAACUUUGAGUUUUAAGUGAUCAUGUUUUUUUCCAGCCCCAAAAUAAAAACAAAACGUUUGUAGUCUUAAAUCAACAGUCAUCAAAAUAAAUGCAGUGACAUCACUAAAGUGGGAGUGGCCUGUCAUAGCUUUCUCUCUGGCUCCGCCUCCUCCUGUGUGGCACUGCUCACCCCUCAUACCUCCCCCCUGUUUGUUUUAAAACCCGCACCGGGAACCGCACUCAGCAGACCGCCAGACGAGGCUGCACCGCACGAGCUGCUGGACCUGCUCACAUACCUGCAGAAAACUGAAACUUUGUUUACCUUGUCUGUGUCAUCAUGUGGUCGUUUUUUUGUGACAUAUUGAACAUGCAUCUGGGAUUUAUCUUGAACAUGUGGAGCAGUAAUGAUCAAACAGAGAAGAUGAUGAUCCUCUUCAGUUAGAUCAGAUACUCCCUCCUCCGGCCUCCACCAUGAGCCUCCCCUCCAGCUCUCUUGAAGGGGCGGAGUUCUACAGCCGCAGCACCUCCCCGGUGUCUCUGGACUCCAGUGUUUUCUUCAGCGAGACGACGGCGUCCUGCGUCACCGACUUCUUCAUCGUCAAUGUCGGAGGGAGUCGCUACGAGCUGUCUCAGGAGCUGCUGGCGUCCUUCCCGGAGACUCGACUCGGGAAACUGGCGUGCUGCAGCCGAGACUCGGCGCUGGAGCUGUGCGACGACGCCGACCUGCUGGAGAACGAGUUCUUCUUCGACCGAAACUCUCAGACCUUCCAGUAUGUGAUGAACUACUACCGGACGGGUCACCUGCACGUGAUGGAGGAGCUGUGCGAGGUCUCCUUCCUGCAGGAGAUCGAGUACUGGGGCAUCGACGAGCUCCGCAUCAAGUCCUGCUGCCGCGACCGUUACUACCGCCGGAAAGAGCAGAAGGAGUCGCUCGACGCACGGCAAGAGUUCGAGGCCGAGGACGCAGAGGACGCCGAGGACUUUGUCGGCGCCGCCUGCCCGGCUCUCCGGCGGCGCCUUUGGGACCUGCUGGAAAAACCGGAGUCAUCCCGAGCCGCUCGCACCUUCGGCUCGCUCUCGAUGUUCUUCGUGGUCGUGUCCGUCGUCAACAUGGUGCUGAUCUCGCUCGACCUGGAGGAGGACGUGGGUUUGAGCGGCGCCGCUGCCCCGCUGCUGUUCGACGCUCUGGAGUACGUGUGCGUGCUGUGGUUCACCGGCGAGCUGGCGCUGCGGUUCCUCUGCGUGAGGGACAAGUGGCGCUUCAGUCGGAGCAUUCCCAACGUGAUCGACCUGCUCGCCAUCCUGCCGUUCUACGUGACGCUGGCGGUGGAGAACCUUCACGGGGGGAGCACGGAGCUGGAGAACGUGGGCCGCGUGGUGCAGGUGCUCCGCCUCCUGAGGUCGCUCCGCAUGCUGAAGCUGGGACGACACUCCACAGGUCUGAAGUCUCUCGGUCUGACCAUCGCUCAGUGCUACGAGGAGGUCGGCCUGCUGCUCCUCUUCCGCGUCGGCAUCUCAAUCUUCGCCACCGUGGUUUUCACCCUGGAGCACGACUUUCCCGCCUCCACCUUCAGCAGCGUGCCCGUCGCAUGGUGGUGGGCGACCACCUCCAUGACCACAGUCGGGUACGGAGACAUCCGACCCGACACGGCGAUGGGAAAGGUGCUCGCCUUCCUCUGCAUCCUGUCGGGGAUCCUGAUCCUGGCGCUCCCCAUCGCCAUCAUCAACGAGCGCUUCUCCGCCUGCUACUUCACGCUGAAGGUGAAGGAGGCGGCCACGAGGCACGGCGAGAUGCUGAAGAGGCUGGCCCGCGGCUCGGUGGGCGGGGUCAGUGUGGGAGCGGGCGUGAACCUGAGGGACGCCUACGCCCGCAGCGUGCUGGAGAUGUUGAAGCUGCACGGGCGAGAGAGGGCGAGCACGCGGAGCAGCGGAGGAGACGAGCUGUGGUGGUGACCUCCUCGACCCAAAAGGGGGAUAAAGACCCCUGGACCCUGGCCAAAAAGAACGAUGAUGUCGAGGUACCUUACGAUGGGUCGUCGCUCUCGGUACCUCCCCCUAAAAACGACCUUAAAAACAGAAUUCAUGUAAAGAAAACUAAAGAGCGGAUACAGGACGAGCGGCGGUCUCCA
Labrus mixtus (cuckoo wrasse) is the source of this 2221-nucleotide messenger RNA. RefSeq names its product potassium voltage-gated channel modifier subfamily V member 1 (gene kcnv1). Gene Ontology annotation, molecular function: voltage-gated potassium channel activity; protein binding. Lineage: Eukaryota; Metazoa; Chordata; Actinopteri; Labriformes; Labridae. Gene Ontology annotation, cellular component: membrane; voltage-gated potassium channel complex. Gene Ontology annotation, biological process: potassium ion transmembrane transport; protein homooligomerization. The record is from RefSeq and is a predicted model, not a curated record.